AUGAUAGCGCUAAGCCCGCACGACAGUCGUUUAAAAGCGAAAAAGUCGGAUUGCACGUUCGUGGAGAAGAUUCCACCAAGAAAACGAAAAUCAAUCAGUCGGGAAGAAGAGCUUGACAGACCUUCUGGUUCUACUGUGCGUCCAAAAUUCUCCGAGUCUACCGACCUUCGGAGAUCGCAGGAAACGGUCGUCGAAGAUUAUGCUAAUCUCAAGGGACCAACACUUCUCAAGCGAACCCUAGGUCUACAACGUCGGCACCACGGUCUCCUCAUCGGAUCAAGCGGCAGCGUUGAGCCAGUCUUUGCGACAGCAGAGAAGGUUCUUGCAAAUCCCAGCACGUCACAUGGCACAUCGUUUCAGCGUGUUGGGAACCAUGACGUGUUCAUGAUACGCCCCGAUCAAGGGACUGAGCAAUACGAAGAAGAAACUGCUGACCUCGACGCCAUCGAAGACCUUGUAGCCCCGCAUGGAAGGGCGUUGAUCAAUCUCUAUUUCCGAAUCGUGCAUCCUAGCUUUCCCAUCCUCCAUAAAAGAGUCUAUUUGGAGAAGUAUGACCGUACCCAUCGCGAGUUCUCCCCGGUACUGUUAGCCGCAGUUUAUAUCUUGGCCACAGGGUACUGGAGCUAUAAUCAAGAGCUUUCAGGCUCUCCAGCCCCAGACGUGAACGCUCUGGAGACUCUAGCACUAAAGUGUAUGAACUAUGCAGUCCAUAGACCGAAGCUAUCGACCGUCGAAGCAGGUCUGCUCCUAUUGCAGAGAUCGCGUGAGACAUUCUGGCCAUUCACUGCCCAGAUGGUGGCGGUCGGUCAAGACUUGGGCUUACACAAGGACUGCUCAAGCUGGAACAUCCCUGAGUGGGAGAGAGGUCUUCGGAAGCGGUUGGCUUGGGCAUUAUUCAUGCAGGAUAAGUGGGCGAGCCUGGUACAAGGGAGACCGUCUCACAUUAUUAUUGCAGACUGGAGUGUUGAGCCGCUAGUGGAGCAAGAUUUCCCCGAGAAUUUUGCCGACGAGAAUGACGAAGAAGGAAGCACUGAAGUAGAGAAGGGACGGAUACUCUUCACUUCUAUGGUAUCCUUGACACAGAUACUCUCGGGCGUCCUGGCAUCAUUGUACUCUGCAAUCGCUGAGUCUGACAUCCGGAACAGCUCUGAUGCCACGACAGGGGCGCUCAUGAAAGCGAAGCCUUUGCAAAUAAGGCUCAAAGAAUGGUAUGCUGAUCUUCCUCAAUGUCUGAACAUUGAGCAGGUAAAAUUUAGAAAGCUUUCUUCAAGUGGCUACCUGCUUUUAGCAUAUUGGGCAACAGAGAUUACCCUCCACAGAGCCAUUGUCCGCACUUUGGCCACGUGUGCGAAUCCCGAGCUUGUCAGUAUCUGCCGACAAGCUGCUCUUGCUCGAUCGAUGUCUUCAAUGGCAUUUGUCAAAGCUCUCAAGCCUGAACAUUGGCAAAGUUUCUGGUACUUUGCUUCCGAGUACAGUCUUGGGCUUAUUGGAAUUUUCGAAGCAUUGGUCUCUACGACUCUAGAGUCUACAAAAGACCUUGAAUCCAGUGUUGACAGGCUUGAUCAGUACCAAUGGACCUUGAAAAUGUCAAAGCACACUGCUGGGUUUCUGGACAAAUCCAUUGCUAUGAUAGGUCCGGCAGCAAAAGAUCUGAAGCAACGAGUCUCUUCUGUUGACAAUCUUUCAAAUGGCUAUCGUGAUCCUCCAAUCAAUGAGUCGGUAAAGCUACAUUCCCGGUCAACUCUUUCCAAUAUCUACCAGGCAGAAGACAAGCCUGACGACGUUUCAUCAGGGCAUAAUGAUCUGACUAUGUCACCCAUGCACACCAGUCCUUACCACCCUGAUGUCGGCGACUUUGCCUUCUUCAACGUUGACCUAGGCCUCGAACAAUCUUUUAUGGAAGAUGUCGCCACCUUCGAGUAA
This is a messenger RNA of Bacidia gigantensis, 1923 nucleotides long. RefSeq lists its product as uncharacterized. Gene Ontology annotation, biological process: DNA-templated transcription. Lineage: Eukaryota; Fungi; Ascomycota; Lecanoromycetes; Lecanorales; Ramalinaceae. The coding region runs from base 1 to 1923 and encodes 640 amino acids. Gene Ontology annotation, cellular component: nucleus. The record is from RefSeq and is a predicted model, not a curated record. Gene Ontology annotation, molecular function: zinc ion binding; DNA binding. The transcript has 4 exons.